AUGGAUGAAGAGCCUGACAAGUUCCGGCUCCUUUUUGAGGAACAAAAUAGGCUCCUGGAGGAACAAAAGAGGCUUCUCGAGGAAGAAAGAAGCCUCCGAGAGGAAGCUGAACAACGCCUGCGUACUGCACAACAAGAAACACGACUGACUACCAUCUUUGAGUUCCUGGAUGGCUGCCACACCCAUUUAUUCCGUGGACUUACUAUCAGUGAUGCCAAAGAAUCGACAAAGGGCGUCGUAUCGAAUCCAGAUGGCAGGCUACGCCCCGAAAGAAUUCGACAGUGGCCAGACUUUGCCGCAGAACAAGGGCGCAUUUGGAGGGACCUCGUUGGGAUGGAGUUUGUUCUAGAGCGCCACUUCAAAUCACUACAUGGGCUGGCGGAAUCUGGAGCAGAAUUACGGACCGAGAAGACGGGGUCUGAACUGGACCUUCGACUGUUUCAGCAUGAGACUGUCACUCGGCCAGUUCGUUCGGUGAUCACGAAACUGUACUCAAAUCUACAAAUACGCCAGCACUUCCACCUCUUGGGCAACGUCACCUUUGAGAACCACGGGAACACGCUGAGUGAGGAACCUACCCAAACCGGGUCACCCCAGGAACCACCGCGUCCCACAAAGCUUCGAAAAACUGGUCGAGCUGACUCCACACCCGUUACAACACCGCACUCAUCCCGCCCCCUGGCGGAUGAGUUCUGCGUAUAUAACAAGGGUAACGGCGAAAAUGUGCCCGCAUAUAUCGUGGAGCUUAAAGCGCCGCAUAAGCUGCCGCUGACUACAAUCCAAUCCACGCUCCAUGACAUGGACCUUGAAAACGUGCUUCUGCAAACACCGGGUGAGUCUAAAGAGGUUGAAUUGCGUCGUGGAAUGGCCGCUGUAAUCACCCAGAUAUUCUCCUACAUGAUCAAAUCCGGAGUGGGGUACGGAUAUGUGUGCACGGGAGAGGCUUUCAUCUUUCUUCACGUUGGCAAGGACCCAACAACUAUAUUUUACUACGUCUCCACCCCGGGCGAGGAUGUGGGGGGAACCACUGGCUAUACCGGCCGUACGGAUUCUCCCAAUAAGCUGCACUUGACCGCCGUUGGCCAGGUACUCGCCUUCACCCUCAAGGCGAUGCAGGUUGAGCCCUAUUGCCAAACUUGGCGAACAGAGGCGGAAGCCAAACUGAAGCCGUGGAAGACCGUAUACCAGGAUGAUAUAAUCGUUUCUUCACCACAAACUGUGACAACGGAGGAAUACACGCCAGAACAUCAAAACAGAGUGGACUACGCCAGGAGCACACCCAUUAUGACAAGGCCCAAAAAACCUCUACGUUUGCAAUCGUCCACGUGCAAUCCAUCGCAGGAGUCGUCGCGAAGUCCGGUGGAUAGCAGCGAUGAAGACCCCACGCACAUGAUGGAAUCCCCGAGCAAACCACCACGUCGCUCGGCAAAUGUUAUGGUUGUGAUCCCAUCUCAAUCUCGCUCCAGCGACCAGUCCUCGUCCCAGAGGCACUCCAAAAACCAGGCUAGGUCGCGGCUGUACUGUACCCACAAGUGUCUUCUCGGGUUAUCCAAAGGAGGACCAUUGGACGAGGCAUGUCCCAAUAUCGCUGACCAUGGAAUUGGCAAACACCGGAUCGACAGGUCUAAGUUUUUAGCCCUUCUGCACGAACAACUGCUGAAAAAGGCCAAGCGCAUUUGCGAUCCAUACGAGUCCGAUGGAUGCGAAUCGCUUCAUAUGCAUGGCUCUCGUGGGGCGUUGUUUGAAGUUAUGCUCAUGCCAUAUGGGUAUAAAAUGGUGGGUAAAGGGUUCCCGCCCACAUUGUCGAACUAUUUACAGCAUGAGAAUGAUGUCUAUAGACGUCUUUACCCCAUUCAGGGUCGUCGCAUCCCUGUGUGUCUUGGGAUCCUGGAUCUCUCCAAGAGACCUCUCUUCUAUGAUGGAAUUGCUAGAAUUCCCCGCCUUUUACUUCUUAGCCAUGCCGGAAUUCCUAUUUAUCGCUCUAACGUUGACAGCAAAAUUAUCCAUGAUACGGCGACAUCGUCACUUCAGGCAAUCCACCAGCUUGGGGUGUACCAUGGAGAUGCCUUUGUCCACAAUAUGUUCUGGAGCAUAGAGAACCAGAGCGUGAUGUAUAUUGACUUUGAGCGAGCUCAAAUCUGGAAUUCUAGGCCCAGUCUACAAGCCACGUCGCCGAACAGAAAGCGCAAGUCUCUAGAUUCAAAGCAGAUCACCAAGGCGCAGUUAAACUAUGAAAUCCUAAAAAUGCAAAUGAAUCUCUAA
This is a messenger RNA of Arthroderma uncinatum, 2262 nucleotides long. RefSeq lists its product as uncharacterized. The transcript has a single exon. Bases 1 to 2262 code for a protein of 753 amino acids. Lineage: Eukaryota; Fungi; Ascomycota; Eurotiomycetes; Onygenales; Arthrodermataceae. The record is from RefSeq and is a predicted model, not a curated record.